Molecule: messenger RNA, 1444 nt
Organism: Gossypium raimondii (Peruvian cotton)
Lineage: Eukaryota; Viridiplantae; Streptophyta; Magnoliopsida; Malvales; Malvaceae
Product: SNF1-related protein kinase regulatory subunit beta-2-like
Exons: 6
Coding region: 354-1346 (330 amino acids)
Molecular function (GO): protein binding
Source: RefSeq, a predicted model, not a curated record
UUGAGCCAACCAUCAUGACUUGGUUGGUCCAUGACUUCUCCAUUUAUACUACAAGGAUCUUUCUUCCAAACUCAUUGGAGAAUAUUAUAAAUAAUUUCACUUUUCAUUAUUCACUUGUUUCCACUUUUUCUUUUUUCCUUUUUCUUUUUUUUGUCAACUCAUCCAGAAGUGAGUGAGAGAAAUGGAGUAGACAAGUAGCACUUUCCCAUUAAAACCUCCAUCAAUCAAUCAAAUGCUCAUAUAAAUAAUUAGUAAAGAAAAUUACAUUAAUGUAAAGUUGCAGAAAUUAUGGUGCUUUCCCUUGACUUGUUCCUUUGCUUGCUUUCUUGUGAUUGUGCAGUCCAGUUACACUCAUGGUAAUGGGAAAUGUUAGUGGUAGAGAAGAUGGUGAAGGAGGUUCAGGAGCAAAGAAGAAUGGAAAUGAAGUGGAUAACGAGCAAUUUAAUUCAGACCCAAUGCUUCACUCCCCUCCACAUAGUCCUAAUGAGUCUUAUCAGCCUCCUUUCCUUUUCCCUCCACAGAUCCCUAUGUUUCCCUGGCUAAGAUCUGCUGAAAUGAUCCAAACUCAAACUCAAAAUGAUAUGUUAAUGCAAAACACUACGCGGUACGAAGAUAUCCGUAGUGAGAAUAACUUGCCAUGGGAAUACAACGAUUCAGGCAGAGCUCCGGAUUUACAGAUCUCUGAGGCUCCCUUGCUCAGACCUGGUCAAAUGAUGCAAAUCCGAAAUGAUCCACUGGUACAAAAGUCUACGCGCUACAAGGAUUUCCACCAAGAGCAGAAGAGAGCAGUGAUGAUAACAUGGUGUUUUGGUGGCAAGCGAGUAGCUAUUACUGGAUCAUGGGACAAUUGGAAGACCAUAGAACCCUUGCACUCUUUGGGUAAAGAUUUCAUUAUCAUGAAGAUGCUCCCAUUUGGUGUUUACCACUACCAAUUCAUUGUAGAUGAGCUGAGGAGAUAUGCUCCAAACUUACCGUGCGAAUUUGAUGAGUCUGGGAAUGCUUAUAACAUUUUGGAUUUGCAGGAGUUUGUUCCAGAAGCUCCUGAAAGCCUCUCAGAGUUCGAAUCUCCACCUUCCCCGAUAUCGAGCUAUGACAGUCAACCACUAAAUGAUGGUGAUUUCAGCAAGCCUCCACCUGAACUGCCUUCACAGCUUCGGACAAAGAUAUUAGAUGAGCAAUCACUUUUUGUUAGGAAUCCCCGGUCCUCGCGAAAGCCUUCUCAUACGCUCCUGAACCAUCUUUACAAGAAAGAUGGCUGUGAUGGUCAGUCUGUGGCGCUUUGCUCCACACAUAGAUUUCUUCAAAAAUAUGUGACUGUAGUACUAUACAAAUCCGUGCAUAGGUAAAUCAAAACUUUUGUAUCUUAAUGUUCUCAAUGCUGCUAGUUACUGUGUGAUAUUGUUGGCAUAAUGAAAAGGAAAAGGUGGAAAGGUUAUUUGCCAUA